GAGAGAGAGAGAGAGAGAGAGAGAGAGAGAGAGAGAGAGAGAGAGAGAGAGAGAGAGAGAGAGAGAGAGAGAGAGAAUGGGUCAUCUGAAGGAGGUGAGCGAGGAGCAGCGACGGCAUGAGUCAGAACGGGAGGGAACGGGGAAGAACGGUGUGGAGUCUGGUGCGGCAAUGGAGGUCAGUGAUGAAGUCCGUGAUGAGUCGAGGAGAGAUCGUGGCAGUCUGUUUGGCCGCGGUCAUUCUGCUGCUCCCCAGAUCGAACAACACGGUGAUGACAGAGACGAGCUUCGAAGAAGACGCGAACAAGAACGUCAGGUUGAAGAAGGAACUCGACCAGGACUAGGCUCAGACUUGCUAACGGAACCCAUAGUUGCCGCAGUGCCAUCUGGGACCGAACCAAGGCCCGGAAGAAGAGGAGAGGCAUCCCUGGUGGAUAGCUUUUUGGGACCAUAUAGCUCAGACUCUGCUCUUGGAAGGAUGCCUCCUCAGACAGAGAGUCGUCAAACUGCAAGUGGGGUACCUAGUACCCCAGUGCAGCCAGAUACGGACAUAGCAGGCACUGGAAGUCUACCUACUCUUAUCCAGGGUUCCUAUGGGGGUGGGCUUUACGCCACAGAAGAGCACGCUUUGUCGGAGGGAGAUGUUAAAGUGAAACUAAAUGAUGUCAAUGAUGAUGAAUCUGAUAGUGAUGUUGAUGAUGAUGAUAAUGAUGAUAUUGGUAAUGAUAAUGAUGCUGAUAAGAUGAUGAUGAUAAUGGUAGUGAUGAUUAAGAUGAUAAUAACUAUGAUGAUGAUCGCGCCCAUCACCUUGCGCUAACUCAAGAUGCUGCUAGUGCUAAUGACCGGAUGAUGAUGAUGGUGAAGAUACUAAAAGGGGCGAGCAGCGCCGAUGAUGAAAUUUUUACGAUGAGUAUCGCGCAGCCCCUCUAAACAUGGUGUUAAAGUUGAAACCUACCCUGUUGAUGCUGAUAAAGGCGAUGAAGAUGACGAAUAGCUCCCUGAUGAUGAUGCCUGUCGUUGUAGCCCUAUGCUGCAGAUAAACGACCUCUCCCCGUUGCUUGAUACUGCUGCUUGUAUGUCGCGAAGACGAAAACAGUCUCAAACACUCCACUCCUUAUCCCCCUCCACUCCUCCUCCCAUCUCGUGGGACACACAGCGCUCCUCUCCCUCUUGCUCCUGGCCGACCUCCUCCACCAAAUUGUGCAAGAAGAAGAGCACAAAUGAUUCCUCCCGAUGCAAGACCCAGUAAAGAGCCUUACCCCGC
Messenger RNA from Chara braunii, 1261 nucleotides. The record is from the annotation of a GenBank genome assembly. Lineage: Eukaryota; Viridiplantae; Streptophyta; Charophyceae; Charales; Characeae.